Molecule: messenger RNA, 555 nt
Organism: Caenorhabditis remanei
Lineage: Eukaryota; Metazoa; Nematoda; Chromadorea; Rhabditida; Rhabditidae
Exons: 1
Coding region: 1-555 (184 amino acids)
Source: RefSeq, a predicted model, not a curated record
AUGGCAUGCUUCCAGCUUCAAUCGGUUCUUCCAAAGACAAUUUGUCCAUUUCAGGAAUUGCAGCUGUUAGGGAUGGAAGUACAUUCCGAUGAGACAACGAAUGGUGCAUUGCCGGAAGAAUUUGCGUUUGCGGAAGCAUCAUUGGCUGCAUUUGCGACGUUGGAAAGGCUGAAAAUAGAAAACUUUUCAAAACAAAUAGUAAGAAAUUUCACAAACCCUGCUGAUACAUAUUUUUAUGAUGUGGAUAACCGAGAAGUGCAUGUUGCGCGUAUGCCAGAAUACUUGGGUCACAUGGAGCACCCAGAAAAUAAGGUGUUUGGGGUUGCUGUUGCUGUUGCUGAUGAUGCUCUCCGUUUGAAGAUUGCAUCCUUCUCUCUUCCUGAAACACAAAUCUUGCGAAAAGAAGAUGAAAAAUGUGAAACGAGACGGAACCAGAGAAAAAGCCGAGCUGAUUACCGCAAUCGAUGUUUUGAGAACGAAAAAUUGGCGCCAGCCUACCGUAGUUUUCGAAAUCGUUGCGAGAGUUUUCGAUUGAGAAUCUGUGCGCGCCUUUGA